This is a messenger RNA of Penicillium expansum, 633 nucleotides long. RefSeq lists its product as uncharacterized. The record is from RefSeq and is a predicted model, not a curated record. NCBI's taxonomy places the organism in Eukaryota, Fungi, Ascomycota, Eurotiomycetes, Eurotiales, Aspergillaceae. The transcript is spliced from 2 exons. The coding region runs from base 1 to 633 and encodes 210 amino acids.
AUGUUCAGCCACCGACUACCGCAUUCGUCAACAGCGAGUCUCGGCAGGUCGCGCUGGAACAUGGACGGUGAUUGGAGUCUGUUGAUGAAUAUUGGAGGUGAUAACAACAUCCUGAGUUCUGCCAACGAGUUCCUGAAGCAGGCAAAGGAUCUCGGCAUGCGGCCUUCUGUCGUGGCGGAACUUAUUCACGGUUUUAGCAUGAAGGCGGUGUUGGAUGAUGCUUAUCCGCCCGAGAGCCCGAGAGAAUUUCAUUUCAAUCCAUCCUACAUCCCGGUGAUUCUGUAUCAUUACAGACAAGUUGACAACGUGCGUGAAGAUCAUGAUAUGCGUGAAGAUCAUGACAUGCGUGAAGAUCAUGACAUGCGUGAAGAUCAUGACGUGCGUGAUAUGGUCGAGAUCCUACCUUGGACGAAAGAUCAAAACAGCUGGCUAGACAUAGCUAUGGCAGGCGUUUCUCUACAUAUAGCUGAGGAAGCGGCUCUGCAGUCUGGCUUGUUCGGUUUGUUAGGCGUUGCGCCUGUUCAGAUGGUUGAUAUUAACAAUAAGGCUCAGAUAAGGGAAUUUGAAGCAUUAUACAGAGACCACGCAUUACAAGAGAAACCGUUAGUGCAAAGGCUCUUCGAAGUACUUUGA